Messenger RNA from Cryptomeria japonica (Japanese cedar), 1095 nucleotides. RefSeq lists its product as uncharacterized. Lineage: Eukaryota; Viridiplantae; Streptophyta; Pinopsida; Cupressales; Cupressaceae. The record is from RefSeq and is a predicted model, not a curated record. Bases 153 to 845 code for a protein of 230 amino acids. Gene Ontology annotation, cellular component: membrane; cytoplasm. The transcript has 5 exons.
UAGAAAGUGAAAUUUGAAGUCCUACCGAAUUCCAUUAAAAUGUCAAAUAGUAACAACAUAGUUAACCCACCCUGCUACUAACUCCUCCGCAUGCUUCAGCUUUUACCAAUUCCUUGUGUAUCUCUUUAAUGGUUACAUAGAAGAAACAAAAAAUGUUGGGGGACUGGGCAGGAGGAUGUUGGGGAGCGGCAGCAAGGCAGAAUUAUAGCAUUUCGCUGAGAUACCACUGGAAUAAGGCACUGUCUGAAUCGGCCAAAAAUCAUGCUGAGAAUUUCAGUAAUGAAAAUACAGGGAAAAAACAGUGGAGAUUUCCCCUCAAGGCAGCCACAACUUCAGGCUCUCUCGUGCUAAUAGGAGAUACCAUUGCACAGGUUAGAGGACGAUGGCUUUCUGGCAAAAACUCCCCUGAAGAAGGCCAAAAUAAGGGUAUUCUGCAGAAGACCUUGUAUGCUCAUGACUGGCUAAGGGCAUUGAGAAUGACAUCCUAUGGUUUUCUAUUGUAUGGCCCAGGUACUCAGGCAUGGUAUGAGUUUCUUGACAGAGUAUUUGUAGGGCAGUCUCUCAGAAACCUUUCUAUAAAGGUGGCUUUGAAUCAGAUUGUUGUGGGUCCCUGUGUAGUAGGAGUUAUUUUUGCAUGGAAUAGUCUGUGGCUAAGAAAGCUUAAAGAGCUUCCCACACUAUACCAGAAGGAAGGGAUCCCCACUCUUAUUGCAGGCUGGAAAUUCUGGGUUCCAAUUACAGUUUUAAAUUUUUGGGUUGUACCUCUACACACUAGAGUAGCAUUCAUGUCCACUUGCUCGAUUUUUUGGAAUUUCUACUUAUCAACUGCCAUGGGUAAAUCCUGAAAUACGACUCCCUGGCUAUCGAGCCCAAGAUAUCAAGGCCAACUCUUGUGCUCUUCAACCAAUAAUUUGGCUCUGCAGUCAUUAAUCUAACUCUUGUAAUUUAGGUUCACCAUUAAGCUGCAACUUCGGCAAGUGCAGAGAAUUAUUGUCUUAACAUUAAAGUGAUCAAGUUCGGCUUUGUUUUAUUGAUGCAGAAAGUGUAACUCAAAUAUUUGAGAAAUCAAUGAUAUUUUAGCUUUCAUUUUCUUCA